UCCGCCUCUCGGAGAGGAGACUCGCUUUGGCUCUGACGCUAGGGCGGAACGGCUGCGCGGUCUAGGAUGGGCGUGCGGCUGCUUCAGCUGCGUGUCCUGAGUCGUCGGGCAGGGUCGGUGCUCUUCCCGGCAGCAGCCGUCCAGUCUGCAGCAGCGGCGGCGUCGAGAGCAGGCAGGUGCCGACAACCAGGCAGGGAGUGGACGCUUGGAGGGGCCUACGGUUUCAGAAGCGCCGCCUCAGCCAUGGCCCCGAUCAAGGUGGGAGAUGCCAUCCCUUCCGUGGUGGUUUUUGAAGGGGAGCCUGGGAACAAGGUGAACCUGGCAGAGCUGUUCAAGGGCAAGAAGGGGGUACUGUUUGGAGUCCCUGGGGCCUUUACCCCCGGCUGUUCCAAGACCCACCUGCCAGGAUUUGUGGAGCAGGCUGAGGCUCUGAAGGCCAGGGGGGUCCAGGUGGUAGCCUGUCUGAGUGUUAAUGAUGUCUUCGUGACUGAAGAGUGGGGACGAGCUCACAAUGCCAGAGGCAAGGUUAGGCUCUUGGCUGACCCCACUGGGGCCUUUGGGAAGGAGACAGAUUUGCUAUUAGAUGAUUCAUUGGUCUCUCUCUUUGGAAAUCAUCGGCUCAAGAGGUUCUCCAUGGUCAUAGAGGAUGGCACAGUGAAGUCCUUGAAUGUGGAGCCAGAUGGUACGGGCCUCACCUGCAGCCUGGCCCCCAGCAUCCUGUCACAGCUCUGAGGCCCUGGGCCCAAACUCCUUCCACCCUUUUCCAUUUCACCUGCCCAGCCCUGGACAGAGGGCCCAGUCCAGCCUCAGCGGGGGCUACCAAGUGGGAAUGGUGACCAAAUUUCUGCAAUAAACACUUCUGGUUCACA
Enhydra lutris kenyoni (northern sea otter) is the source of this 869-nucleotide messenger RNA. RefSeq names its product peroxiredoxin 5. Gene Ontology annotation, biological process: cell redox homeostasis; cellular response to oxidative stress; hydrogen peroxide catabolic process. The transcript is spliced from 7 exons. The coding region runs from base 67 to 732 and encodes 221 amino acids. Gene Ontology annotation, cellular component: cytoplasm; mitochondrion; peroxisome. The record is from RefSeq and is a predicted model, not a curated record. Gene Ontology annotation, molecular function: thioredoxin peroxidase activity. NCBI's taxonomy places the organism in Eukaryota, Metazoa, Chordata, Mammalia, Carnivora, Mustelidae.